UUCACCCAUAAUUCCUGGCAUUCUUCCGGUUUCCUUUAUAUGAUUUCUAAGAUGGCGGACCGGCGACGGCGAAGGAGGCGCGCGUCCCAGGAUAGCGAGGAGGACGAUGAAUCUGGUUCGGGAUCGGAAAGUGGAAAGUCCCUUUCGCCAACGACAAAGCCCCGAGUACGGGAACCUGAGCCAGUUGAGGCACCAGCUGUUCGUGUGGUGCCGAAAAACGAUGCUGAAUCCGAGUGUGAAAGUGAAGAUGGCGUAGGAGAAGCUGUCCUUUCUGACUAUGAAAGUGCAGAUCCUGAGGAGAAUGCCUCCCAUUCAGAGGGAGGUGAGGAGGAAGAGGAGGAGGAGGUCCCUCCACCGGCUGCUGGGCCCAAACCCAGUCCUACUGCCGACACCCCUGCUGCAGAGGGGGAGCUGCAGGAAGGAGGGGGGAAGGUAGAGGAGGGGGAGAAAGGUUUGAGUAAAGAAGUGAAGUGUGAAGAUAAAGGCAACCUGGCAGGGGAGAGGCAAAGCGGGGAUGGACAGGAAAGCACAGAAGACUCUGAGAAUAAAGGUGCUAAACCAGGCCAGAAGCUGGAUGAUGACCAGGAUCGUAAUAACCCAGCCUAUAUCCCCCGUAAGGGAAUGUUCUUUGAGCACGACGUCAGAGGAAACGCACAGGAGGAGGAACGGCCGAAGGGUCGUAACAGGAAGCUGUGGAAGGAUGAGGGUCGCUGGGAACACGAUAGGUUCAGGGAGGAGGAGCAGGCACCCAAGUCACGUGAGGAGCUGGUUGCAAUCUACGGCUAUGACAUCCGCAACGGAGGUGUCUCCAAUGAGCGGUCCUAUAGACAGCGCAAGCCCAGACACAGCACCUCUCCAGUCCGGGACAAGCGCUGGCGGGAUGGAGACGGGGAGAGGCCCAUCCAUACCUCCUGGCAGCAGGGAGGGAACCCCAACAGCCGUAGCACUCCCCUAGCCGUGGCCCUGCAGCAGUCUGGUCCUCCCCCCUCAGCAGCCCCCAACACCCAGCGCAACAACAACCCCCCCAGGCCCUCCUCCCACCCCCCACCCCGGGGCUUCCAGGGCAACCGUCCCCCCCAGGCCCAGUACAAGAAUGACAGACACCAGGAGUCUCAACGGCCAGGCCCCAAGGCCGAGCCCCUCCAGACCCGGAGCCUACCGCCCAUGGACGGGGAACGAGGCCCCAGGGGCCGUGGGAACAGAGGGGCCCAUACGGAGCGCAGCUCUUCGGUAGUGGUGGAAGAGAUCCGCAGUGAGGAGGAUGACGAGCGCAACACGACAGUGACAACGUCUCAGUCCGUCUACCACAAUCGCCACUACAGUGGCAAGGGAGAUCGAGAAAGGGACUCAGCGCCACGGCGACAGGAGCAGCAGCGAGGGGGAUCUGCUCCUCCGGCAGACAACCCGGUUACCCGCGAUGCCUCCCCGGCUCCGGAGCGGCCCGUGGAGAAGAAGUCGUACUCCCUAGCCAGGAGGACUCGCACCCGGGCCACUGAGCUGGACAAGCAGGCCUCUCUUGAGGAGCCUGCCUCCACCGUGUCUUCCUCGGCACUGACGAGUGAGCCGUGGCAGGGCCCCAGUCAGAGCCAGGGGGAUGCUGGAGACAGUAGCCAGGCGACGGUACUCACAGGGCUGGACCAGGACCUGGCCAGACUAAGCCUGGCUGGACAGAACUGGGCCCAGAACCCAACUUCGUUUCUACGCGCUGAGAUGAGGGGCAUCCCGAACUCUAUGCACAUGGGUGGAGCACCUCCACAAUACAGUAACAUAGAAGAGCUGGGAGCUGGUAACCGGGCAAAGCGGUACUCGUCCCAGCGCCAGAGGCCAAGCCCGGAGCCCGCUCCUCCUAUGCACAUAGGGGUCAUGGAAAGCCACUACUACGAGCCCAUGUCUUACCAAGGACCAAUCUAUGCCCACGGCGACAGCCCCGCCCCCCUCCCACCCCAGGGUAUGCUGGUCCAGCCUGAGAUGCACCUCCCCCACCCAGGCCAUCCAGGACACCCAGGUCUACACCCCCACCAGUCGAGUGGCCCCAUGCCCAACCCAGCUCUCUAUGCUGCUCCCCCCGUCUCCAUGUCCCCUGGGCAGCCCCCUCCACAGCAGCUGCUGGCCCCGCCCUUCUACCCUCCGCCAGGGGUCAUGACCUUUGGGAACACCAACUACCCCUACCCGGCAGGAGCCACCCUGCCCCCCAUGUACAACCCGCCGGCCCAGUCGCAGGUGUACGGCCAGUCGCAGGUGUACGGUGGGGUGACGUACUACGAUCCAAUGCAGCAGCAAGCCCAGCCCAAACCCUCGCCUCCCCGGCGCUCCUCCCAGCCCGUCACCGUCAAACCUCCCCCACCAGAGGUAGGGUACGGCCCGGAGUGAGCCCCAAACCCCCAGCGACCCAACAACCGGCCCGGAGUGGGAAGGCCAAUCAGGAGGUCAGAUCCUAGCAUGGCGUUCCAAACGGCUACGCCAGUUGGAAGAGAGCGAUAGACAUGGAGACAGAGUCUGCUAUCGAGGACCAGCACCACAUGUGGAGCGGAUUAGUUUAUUUUUAUGUUAUCUGGGAUGUUAUCCGCCGUGUGUUCAGGUGCCACAUUGGUUGGUUGCCCACAAUACUGAAGGGUUGUUGUUUUGGUUCACCUACCAGUGUUUUGCCUCUGAGGGGAGUGCGGUCUUAAAAACCCUAUAAAACGUAACCAUAGAAAACCGUUAACGAAAGCCCUCGAUAACAACUCCUCUGUAAACAUUACGUGACACCCGACACCAAUGACAUUCGUAGAUAUUUGUUCCUUCUAACAAUCUGUCGUUCAACUGUAGGUAUAUUCAUGCAAAAAAAUGUGUUGUAAGCUCGAACAAAUGUUUAGGACUGGCUUAAAUGUGUCAUGUGAGUAUUACGGAGAGAAUCUAACUGGGAUAGUUGGUCAUUUUAUAUGGGUUAGCUAGAGCUGUUUGUCCCACCCACCACAAUCCUGCUCAUUUUGUAGCCAACAUUUACACUCCCCUACGUAUUUAUUUGAACAGUGGAGCAAAAGUAUGACUGUCCCUCUACUCCAGCAUUUUGGAUUUGAGAUCAAAUGUUUCAUACAAGGCGACAGUACAGAAUGUCUCUUUUUUUAAUUUGAGCUUCUCUUUUUUUAGAAAUGAACGCCAAACAUUUUGAAGAUGUCAUAAAUAUUUGGAUGAAUUCACUUGUGUGUUAAAGUAGUCAAGUUUCUGAACACCUCUACAUUAAUGUGGAUACUACCUUGAUUACAGAUACUCAUGAAUGAAUCUUGAAUAAUGAUGAGUGAGAGUUUGAGCCACAAAGAACUUAAGAACUUUCUUACUCGUAAUUAUUUGCGAUUUAUUUGUGAUUAUCCGUAGUCAUGGAGACAUCCUUAUUAAUGUUCUAAAACAUUCUACUUUUUAUUUACAAUACGUGACUCCCAAAAUGACAAUACAUUAUUUACCAUUCAUUUCUAUUGGGCACAACAUAAUCUGACACAACCAAAACAAACUGCAAAUGCAUCCAAGUUUGUAGUUUAACAAGCUUGAUGUCAUUGCGUGCAAUGAAUAUGGGACCAAGUACUACACUUGACUACUUUAAUACAAAGUGAAUUUGUCCAAAUACUAAUGACACCUUCAAAUGGGGGGGGGGGUAGUAGAUGCAUAAAGUGCUUUACUUUCGAAACAUAACAGAUUUGUAUGGAAGUAUUUUCCAAUUUAAUGGUGACAAUCUUUAGUCACUGUAUAAAACAUUUAAAUCUCAAAGAAAAAUGCUGAAGUAUAGAGCCGAAUGGAGGGGGAAAAAUGUUGCUUCACUGUCCAAAUAAAUAUGUAGUGUCCCAUUUUUUCCAUCUCGCAACAGCAUCGUAGGCCUUAGUUAUUAUUUUUAUGUUUUCGAGUCUUGUGAACGCACACUUUUUUAGAUAAAGAUUAAAACCUAUUAUACAGAUGGUGCUUACUUAUAGCUAGUACCCUACAAUUUCAACAACUUAUUUUCGAGUUUUCUUUAUACCUUCCACAUUGCCCAGUUUCUUUUAGUUAUUUACGUAAUACUGUAUUACCAGAGAACCAUUUAACCUGGCCUGAAACUGAUGUACUUGACAGUGCUACUGCUUUCUAAUGUAAGUGUAUAUAGAUAAAUGUAUAUUAAAGCCUGUGGUUUAAAUAAGCAGAAAUACUACCACCUUGUUAUCAAAUACAUGGUUAUGAAUGGAUACAUUUUUUUUAUUUUUUAAACGAGGCUAACUCUUGCUUUUGAAAUGAAAUGGUUGUUUGGAAGUUUGCCGUUUCCAUUUUUUACCCCUCGGAGUCCUUUUGUGAAAGUGGAGAGACUGGUGAGGCCACUCUACCACUAAAAUGGAUAUGAUUUGUCUGUUUGCAGAACAUACUGCUGAUCCCAAAUGAUUUUCCCUAAAGAAAAUUCUGUUAACUUAGGCUUUCGCCAGGCAGCCAAAUUCUGAAUGUUUUCCACAAUCAGAUAUUUUUCAGAUCUGAUUGGUCAAAAGACCAGUUAGUGGGGGGGGGGGGUCAGAACGGGCUGUCUGUCUAAAAGCAGCCAAGUACACCUAACAUACAUGCAUGUUAUACAUACAUACAUAGAUAUGAUUGUGAAAGUAAUUCAGUUGGUGCUGGUGGCUGCACACUGUUUUUUUUUUAUUUUACCUUUAUUUAACCAGGCAAGUCAGUUAAGAACAAAUUCUUAUUUUCAAUGACGGCCUGGGAACAGUGGGUUAACUGCCUGUUCAGGGGCAGAACGACAGAUUUGUACCUUGUCAGCUCGGGGGUUUGAACUCACAACCUUCCGGUUACUAAUCCAACGCUCUAACCACUAGGCUACCCUGCCGUUAUAGUGAGUCUGCCCAAAAAGGGCAAGUUAUUGAUGCAACUUUAAAUUGGCUUUUUUUUUUUUUUUUUUUUAAACCCUCCUGUAUCAGUAUAAACUGAAUUGAGUUGUAAUUCAAAGUUUUUUUGUUUAGAAACGGCUGGUAAGAAUGUUUUUAAAUGUUUUAUUUUCUUUGCCUUAAGGAUAAAUUGGUUUGACAUGUUUAAUUUGACUAGACCUGCCAACACUGUGAGGGCUUGUUUGUUUCAUAGAUGUUUGAAUAUAUAUACAAGUUUUCUUGAUUGUGGAGCAAGUUUUGUUUAGACUGAGAAACAUUAAACAGAAUCUAGGAAAAAGAU
Oncorhynchus mykiss (rainbow trout) is the source of this 5157-nucleotide messenger RNA. RefSeq names its product protein CASC3. Lineage: Eukaryota; Metazoa; Chordata; Actinopteri; Salmoniformes; Salmonidae. Gene Ontology annotation, molecular function: mRNA binding. Gene Ontology annotation, cellular component: exon-exon junction complex. The record is from RefSeq and is a predicted model, not a curated record. Gene Ontology annotation, biological process: mRNA processing.